Pangasianodon hypophthalmus (striped catfish) is the source of this 1346-nucleotide messenger RNA. It is a transcript of the gene rsph9, whose product is annotated as radial spoke head component 9. Lineage: Eukaryota; Metazoa; Chordata; Actinopteri; Siluriformes; Pangasiidae. Gene Ontology annotation, biological process: cilium movement involved in cell motility; motile cilium assembly; axoneme assembly. The transcript has 5 exons. Gene Ontology annotation, cellular component: axoneme; radial spoke. Bases 246 to 929 code for a protein of 227 amino acids. The record is from RefSeq and is a predicted model, not a curated record.
UGUCAAAUAAAGCUUUUAAAUCGACAGUAAACAAAAAAAUCCUACACAGCUGAAAACAAACUGCCGUUACUACAGGCGCGUUUACGUGUCUUGUUGCUACGGCAACUAGUAUCCAGGAAGUUUGUUUACCCUAGCAACCUCGAAAACACUUCUUACGGCUAGCAGGCUCCAAACUAGCGUUAUCUAGUUAACCGCCUCACAUUAUUAUCAUCAUUAGCAGUAAGUCUGUGUGUCAGGUAGCAGAGAUGGACUCCAGCACUUUGCUGUAUUCGCUGGAUUUGGUGUGUGGGAACGGGCUGACCCUGAGCACCGAGCACCGAGCAGCCCUGCACACCUCUCUGCUCAUCCUGAAGACAAACUACAAAUUCAACCGAGUCCUGUUUUGGGGAAAGAUCCUAGGAAUUAAAAAUGAUUAUUUCAUUGCCCAGGGGGUUGGAGAAGAUGAAAUGAGAGACAGAAAGUGUUUAUACAGUUUUAACUGCAUGGAUUGGCACUUGCUCCCUCUUGCCACUGAGGCCCUGAUAGCAGAGGUGGCUGUAGCGGCUAAGGGACGUUUUAUGGGUGAUCCUUCACACCAAUACGAGCACGCUGAGAUACGGCACCAGGGAGAGGGAGAUAACGCUGUGGAGGAGGAAGUCAUGGUGAAGGUGAGUGAAGAGAAAAGGCUAGCUGUGACUGUGUUUACCAUCGAUAAAGAGGUGGCUGUUGUACCACGUGGCGCAUACAUUAAGAGCCCUCAUGGCACUGUACAGACUAACCGCAGCUUUGAGGGCCUGAACCCCACAGAGGCAGCAAAGUUGAACAAUUAUUUACACUUCUCUGACCCCAAGAACCUGAAGAAGAAAUCCAUUUUGGAAAUGGCUGAUCUGAACCCUUCCAUCGACUUCCUGGAUCCUCUAAGUGAUGACAUUCCCAAAGAUAAUAUAUGAGACUUGGAGCCCUGAUUCGUAAUAACUUUUGGAAGCUUGAAGAAGCCUGGCUUGGUUUGUCCACCUCAUAUUUAAUACACAGUGUGGCAGUCUUUGCACAGAGAUGCAGCAUUUGUGUGAGGAAUCAAAUUAGUGAACAGCAAAGUACACACAUUUAGGUGACAUCACAUGAAAUUAAAGAAUAGGCUAGACAAAUACUAAAUGUAGCUAAUAACAGAUAUUUGUAGCAAAAGAUGUUAUUUACCUCUGUGUUUCUGAGGAUUGAGGGAGAACUCGAACACAAAGAGAAUUAUUUCUCUUCUUAUUAGUGUCAAGCACAGUCCUUGCAUAAACAUACAAAGAGCCAAUUAAAUGUAUAAUGUCCAAAUUUAUAAAUAACUACCCAUUGUUGUUGUUGUCGUCAUCACAUCCAGUAGA